CUCUAGGAAAAGUUUACUCGAAAACAGUCAGUCGUCUGUUAAAGAUUGUGAUGAGCAGAUGAAGACAGCGAAUUAUCCGAACAAUUGCAACUGAUUGAAUUAAUAUCAUCUUAUUUCAAUAAAAUGGCAGCUUAUGUAUGCGUCGAGGAUUACGAGAAAUAUGCUCUGGAACAUUUGCCUCCUCCUGUGAGAGAUUAUUACAAAAGCGGUGCCGGAGAAGAGUUUAGCGUCAAAUUGAACAGAGAGGCUUUCAAAAAUUACAGAAUACGUCCUAGAUUUUUACGAGACGUCUCCAGAAGGGAUAUAAGCACAACAGUAUUGGGACACAAAGUUUCAAUGCCCUUGGGAGUUGCACCUACCGCAAUGCAACGUAUGGCGCAUCCCAAUGGAGAAUGCGCUAAUGCAAGAGCCGCACAGGAAGCAGGAACGAUUUUUAUUCUUUCAACGAUAUCGACGAGUAGCAUAGAGGAAGUGGCGGAAGCCGCUCCGGAUGGUAUAAAAUGGUUCCAGCUCUACAUUUAUAACGAUAGAAAUGUUACCCUGAAUUUAAUAAGACGCGCCGAACAUGCUGACUUUAAAGCACUGGUUCUUACUAUCGAUGCGCCUUUUUUCGGUGAUAGACGAGCCGAUAUAAAAAAUAAAUUCGCGUUACCGAGUCACUUAAGAUUUGCAAAUUUCGAAGGUGAUUUAUCACAACGAAUAAACAACGCAACCGGUUCCGGUCUCAAUGAAUACGUUACUGCAUUAUUUGAUCCAUCCCUGUCCUGGGAUGAUGUAAAAUGGCUUAAAAGAAUUACAUCGCUACCAAUAAUUCUUAAAGGAAUUCUAACAGUAGAAGAUGCACGUUUGGCCGUAGAAAGUGGAGUAGAUGGCAUUAUUGUUUCGAAUCAUGGUGCACGUCAAAUAGACGGUGUUCCAGCAACGAUCGAAGCUUUGCCUGAAAUAAGCAAAGCUGUGGGAGAUGAAAUCGAAGUCUACAUGGACGGUGGAAUAAUUCAAGGAAUCGACGUAUUAAAAGCUUUGGCUUUGGGCGCAAAAAUGGUAUUCUUUGGUCGACCCAUGUUGUGGGGUUUGACAUACGAUGGCGAAAAAGGUGCUAGACAGAUUCUUGAACUUAUGCAGAGAGAAAUCGACAUUGCAUUUGCAUUAACUGGAUGCGCAUCUCUAAAAGAUGUUACCCGAGAUAUGGUGGUUCAUGCAUCAUAUUAUAGUCGUUUAUAAAAAUAAGUUUUGCUCAUAACAUUCCAGUAAGCAAGAAAUACUUAAUCAAUAUUUAAAAAUGUUGAUUUUAUAUAAAUUUUCUAAACGUUAUGAUAUAAGAGAUUGAAUAAUUUUUCGCUUUUUCUCUUUGAUGAAUCGCGUAGGGACAAAUGAUGUAAUUUGUUACAGAGCGCUUUUUGUUUCGGGCCUUCGAGAGAGAUCGAAGGGAAAAAAAUAGUUUUUUGUUACCGUGUCCAUUGUCACUGAUAAGUCGUCCAUCGAACAAAGCGGUUGAUUUGUAAGGAUGGUCUUCGAGAUCACUUUUCUUUCGGGAUCGGCAUGGAAAUAUUGGAAGUAGUAGCAAUCGAAGAAUUUUGCACCUUUUAUAGCAAAAUCUUAGAUAAUAAAGGUUCGUUCACAUGAGCAUAAUGGAAGACUGAUUACGCUGUCCGUUCUAUCAGCACUUGCUAUUGCUCACCAAAGAAUCCUAUUUCCGACAUUUUCUCUAGCUACCCCCUAAACAUGCUAUUUCUUUGUAUUUGUUCGAAUUUCCUUCGUCAUUUCCAAAUAAAUAAAUAAUUAUCAGACUAGGAAAAUUACAUAGCCUGAUCAUUUAAUAUAUAAAUUAAAGCUAUUUUUAUUAAA
Molecule: messenger RNA, 1845 nt
Organism: Nylanderia fulva
Lineage: Eukaryota; Metazoa; Arthropoda; Insecta; Hymenoptera; Formicidae
Biological process (GO): fatty acid alpha-oxidation
Cellular component (GO): peroxisomal matrix
Molecular function (GO): FMN binding; (S)-2-hydroxy-acid oxidase activity
Source: RefSeq, a predicted model, not a curated record